AUGAAUUUAAUAUUUUUGGUUAAACUUAUUAUAUAUGUCCUUAUAAUAUGUUGUGAAUAUUACCAAAAUGAGGUGAAUAAGAGCGAGAAUAUAUUUAAAAAACACAAUGAGGUAAUUACACUGCCAUCAAGAAUUAAUAGAUUAUUAGCAGAAUCUAAAGCAGGACCAAGUACGAAUCCUCUAAGUUUACGUUGUCGAAAAGAAAACGAAUUCGAUACUGAAUCACAAAAAGAAAAAUUGGAAGAAUAUAUAAAAGAAAAUAUUAAUAAUAAUAAUAUGAUUGAUGACGACGAUGAUGAUGAUGACGAUGACGAUGAUGAUGAUAACGAUGAUGAGAUAGAAUCGGAGAACGAAGGAUAUUCUUCGAAUUAUCGAACAUACAGUAAACGAGAUUACUUAACAAGUGAUUAUAUACCAAAGUCCGGAUUAUUUAAGUAUAUUAAUAAAAAAAAAAUAAAAAAAUAUAUAACCAAUACUCAUAUGGCAUUAGGAUCUCUUGGUAUUUCAGUUUUUACGAUUGGUUUUCCAGUUAAAUUCGCAAUUUCAAGAGACAUGGGUGAUGCUGGUGCUGCUGCUGGUUGGGUUUUAAGCUCAGUUGGAUGGGGAUAUUUCGGAAAACUAUUGUAUAACGUGUUUUUUAAGACCAGAAAGGUAAAUAUUUAA
Plasmodium yoelii is the source of this 663-nucleotide messenger RNA. Its product is annotated as Plasmodium exported protein, unknown function. The transcript is spliced from 2 exons. Lineage: Eukaryota; Apicomplexa; Aconoidasida; Haemosporida; Plasmodiidae. The record is from RefSeq and is a predicted model, not a curated record. The coding region runs from base 1 to 663 and encodes 220 amino acids.